Molecule: messenger RNA, 1126 nt
Organism: Sabethes cyaneus
Lineage: Eukaryota; Metazoa; Arthropoda; Insecta; Diptera; Culicidae
Product: toll-like receptor 6
Exons: 5
Coding region: 56-1126 (356 amino acids)
Molecular function (GO): protein binding
Source: RefSeq, a predicted model, not a curated record
CAACGACUGCUUAGGAGUGAAUAUCUUGUCCUCUUAUGCGUAAAAAUAACAGAAAAUGUAUCGUCACCGCUUUAAAAUAGUGUGUUUCUGUGUAUUGAUAAGUACGGUAUUUUCUUAUGAACUACGAAGUAGCACGCCUGGACGUAACCAAUACAACCAAGAAACUCCAGAUUCUAGCGGUGCAAAUACCAAUGGAGGGUCAUUUAUCAGUUAUCCUAAAGAGACAUCAAAUUCUCCAUACAAUCCAUCGCGCACGGGUGUAUCCCCAUAUUAUGGAACAUGGAAUACAGCAAGCCGUGGUCAACCAACCGGUCAUCAACAAACCCAAACCCAAAUGGACCCCAACUCUCCUCAACAGGCAAUAAAUCCUCAAGACGCACAAGGUUACACACUCCUUGUAAAGCCAUUUGGUGGUGGUGCUAAAACUACUACCCGAUUCAACUAUGUUUGUUCCAUUGAAACUUGGAACUACGAUUGUCAGUUUAAAGAUGUCAUACUAAAGCUACCGCAGCACAGCGUUACCUUUGGUCCGGUACCCAACAGCAAGCAAAAGCUGGCCUUCCAGAAUUCCACCUUAGAAUACCUGCCUAAAAGUUUAAUAGAUGCAUUUCCACGUAUGCAGGUGUUGAAUCUCGAAGGUUUACAAAUUAGAGAAAUCGAUUCAAAUACAUUUCAAACCGCCUCUGAACUUUUGGAACUCUACAUGCAAAAUAACCAGCUUAAAGAAAUUAAGUCGAAUACAUUCAGUGGAGCUAGGAAGCUUGAGCUGCUGGAUCUAUCAUACAAUGCCAUCGAAUCGAAUCGAAUUGCGCCCAACUUUCUUUUCGCAGUGCCAAAUCUUCAACAGUUCAAAAUCAACUCAAAUCGAAUCUCACAACUGCCAUUAAGCCAGCAAAAUUAUAACCUACAAUAUAUCACUGCAAGCGAAAAUUCUAUAACUCACAUAGAAGCAGACCAAUUUAGAAACAAUUACCAACUUAGUGAACUGGACUUCUCAUACAACAGGCUUGAGUAUUUUGAUUUACAGCAGCUCGAUGAUAAGCAAAACCUUUUACUAAUCAACGUAAACCACAACUAUCUCAGGGCGUUCCACAUUCCACAAUAUGUAAAAACGCUUUUUGCGUGA